This is a messenger RNA of Drosophila rhopaloa, 867 nucleotides long. RefSeq lists its product as uncharacterized. The transcript is spliced from 2 exons. The coding region runs from base 373 to 810 and encodes 145 amino acids. Lineage: Eukaryota; Metazoa; Arthropoda; Insecta; Diptera; Drosophilidae. The record is from RefSeq and is a predicted model, not a curated record.
UAUAGCGGGUUUGGUAGAAUUUUUUUGGAAAAUAUUUGCAUCUGAUUAAAAGGAAAUGGGUUUCGUAAAUACGCAUUUAUUUUGUCUAGCGUAUUAAUUUGAUUUAAUUUGGUAUUUUAAACAGUGAAACAGAGAGGGACAACUAAGUGGCUUCGAUCAGGGAUGUACGUUGUCUUGGAUAAUUUUCCAAUCAGAGAGGCCUUGACUGGGUUAACGUCAUACAUAUAAAACAUUAUUUUUCUUACUAGUCAGUUUUUUAUAUGAGUCGGAACACGAAAGUCAGUCAUUUUAAUACUUCCUGAAAAAAACAAAUAUUUUAAUAUUAGUAAAUAGUGAAACUAAAUUCGUAAUAAAUAUAAGAACUAAAUUAUAAUGGAUAAGAACAACCCCUCAUUGCUGCCUUAUAUAAUGGACCUGCUCAGUCGACAGCCGAAGCUAUUCACCACCAAGGAAGAUCUGGUCAAGAGCAUCAGGGACAUAGUGCUCGAGGAGCACAUCGGCCCUUUCGGCAGUCUCGAGGGUGCUGUUGAGUUUUCCCUGGAUGUGGGCGUCAGUCUUGGCAUCAUCUCUUUAACCGACGAGAAAGUCCGUGUGCCUUUUAACUUCCGCAUGAGCCGCCAUAAGGAAAGAGAAACCGGUGGUGCCCGGAUCUCGCCAAAGGACGGGCGCAAGGCUAUCAGGCAGCGGAUGCCAAAACCACCGGCGAAGGCGGCCAAACUAAUGGGGAAAAAGGGUGCAAGGCUACGAAAAGUAGCGGGCAAGGCCGUUGGGAAGACGACGGGCAAGACAGUUCAAAAGAAACGUUGCUAGCGGAACUAAGUCCAAGUGAAUACUCCCAGACAAUAAACCACCCUGCUAAGAACAGUA